CACAGUGCCGAGCACAGGGACCCCGGAGCUGUGGUGUUAGAACAACAUGAGUGAGCGACAAGGUGCUGGGGCAACCAAUGGAAAAGACAAGACAUCUGGCGAAAAUGAUGGGCAGAAGAAAGUUCAAGAAGAAUUCGACAUUGACAUGGAUGCGCCAGAGACAGAACGCGCAGCUGUGGCCAUUCAGUCUCAGUUCAGAAAAUUCCAGAAGAAAAAGGCUGGGUCCCAGUCCUAGUGGAAGAUCCCCUUCCUAGUCUGCCAGAAGACACCGAAUUCAAACAUCAUCUGUCAAGAAAUUAAAAGAACAACACCCUAGAGAGAAUUCAUCUGCACACGAUACACACAUGCACACCUGUCCUGCAAUGCAUGUACAGAGACCCGUGAUAUUUAUUCCCUCAUAGGAAGAUGUAGACAAUGCAACUGUGAGUGGUUUAAUCUCUGUUUAUCUCUGGUAUCAUUCCUCCUGCAACUAUUUUCCUUGAUGUUGUAAUAAAAUGGAGUUACGAUGUGUGA
Odobenus rosmarus divergens (Pacific walrus) is the source of this 513-nucleotide messenger RNA. It is a transcript of the gene PCP4, whose product is annotated as Purkinje cell protein 4. The transcript is spliced from 3 exons. Gene Ontology annotation, molecular function: calcium ion binding; calmodulin binding. Gene Ontology annotation, cellular component: cytoplasm. The record is from RefSeq and is a predicted model, not a curated record. NCBI's taxonomy places the organism in Eukaryota, Metazoa, Chordata, Mammalia, Carnivora, Odobenidae. The coding region runs from base 47 to 235 and encodes 62 amino acids.